CCAAGAAUAACCUAUGAUUUAAUCUGAGCUUCUAAGAAAUUUUCUGCUACUGCUGAAACUCCAGUGUGGCUGCUGACGCAUCUGUACUGAACACCUUUCUGCACACCUGACACUCGGACUGCGGCAUGCAACAACCAGGUCGGCUGAGGCUGAGGCCGUGGCUGGAGGAGCAGAUUCAAUCUGGGAGUUAUCCAGGGGUCAGCUGGCUGGACCAGUCAGCACGAAUCUUCCAAAUCCCAUGGACACAUGCCGCUCGUCAUGGCUGGAGUAUUGACCGAGAUGCUACACUCUUCCGGAGUUGGGCCAUGCACACUGGACGGUACCGUCCAGGCAAAGACAAGCCAGAUCCCAAGACGUGGAAAGCGAAUUUCCGCUGUGCCUUGAAUUCUCUGCCUGACGUAUGUGAGCUAAGAGAGCACAGCAGGAAGAGAGGCAGCAACGCUUACAGAGUCUAUAGGAUGCUGCCCAGCACACAAGCACACAGACGCAGGAGAGGGCUGAGGUUCAGCAGGCCUAGAGAACGACAAGCGAGUUUAGGUGAUGAUACAUACACCACGCACACCUGGCAACCCACAGCAACGAAACCCAUUUCAGACACACCACAGAGGGUGGAGACCCCUGCGGAGGACACAUUUAGCAGCACUCAAACAUAUGGGAUGUGGGAGGCCAAACCAGAGGACCAGGAACAGAAUGAGGCUGUGUUUAAGCUGAUGGACCACAUAAGCAAUGCUGACCUCUGGAACCAAACUGCAGAACAGAGAAGAUGGAGAACUCACACACUGUGGGACCACUGGCACUGUGCUGGUGAUGAUAACCCAUACUCUUUGUACCAAGAGAACUACACUGACCUGUUUGGUCCAAACUACAUCAAGGAACUCUCUGAUUGGUCCACACAUCAGCAAACACUGAUGCCAUAGCUGUGCACCAACGAGUGGUCCCCCUGCUGUUUGUGUUUACCCAGUAUUUGAUUAUAAGCUACUUUUUCUUCAGGCUUCCUUGCUAACCUUCAACUGUUUCCCUACUGCUAUUUAUCUGCUGAGCUGACCACUGAAAGAGAGAAACAAGAGAGGGUGAGCAGACAGAUAUAUUGCUUUGUCAGUCAGUUGGUCGGUCAUCCUCUCUGCUGAGCAUGCUGAGGUGAAGAUCCUGUUCCAAGCCAAGCUUUACCUCUGUCAUCAUCACUUGGGUUCACUACGGUUCAAUGCCUCACACUCACUGAACUGACACCAAGCUCACACCACAGCUUAUAGAGUAAACAGAUAUCAUUUCGCUGCAGUGUAGGAUCAGUUAUUACUCUAAUAUUUCUUUACUGGAUGUUUAGCCAGCAUACAGUAAAAUAAAAUGCUGAUGUUCGAAGCUGACUUAAGAUGCAAUAUAUAUAUAUGUUUUUGUACGUAUAUACAGAAUGUGUGUGAUUCCUAUAUAUCUACGUGCCUUUGUUUUUUUAAAUCAUUUUUUAUGAUUUCUCAGCAUCAGCUACUCAUGAUAAUUUUGUAUGUUUUCAUUGAUGCAAUUUGUGAUGUAAUUUGUUUUGUGUGAUACUGUACGACUUGUUUAUCAUUUGUUUUGUUUUUUAAAAUAAUCCUGCAUUAAUCAAAUAUAAAAGUAUAUUAUAUAUUG
Molecule: messenger RNA, 1620 nt
Organism: Lates calcarifer (barramundi perch)
Lineage: Eukaryota; Metazoa; Chordata; Actinopteri; Centropomidae
Product: interferon regulatory factor 1
Exons: 7
Coding region: 126-917 (263 amino acids)
Biological process (GO): regulation of transcription by RNA polymerase II; immune system process
Cellular component (GO): nucleus
Molecular function (GO): DNA-binding transcription factor activity, RNA polymerase II-specific; RNA polymerase II cis-regulatory region sequence-specific DNA binding
Source: RefSeq, a predicted model, not a curated record